UUUUUAGUUCAGUUUUGUGUCGUCUGUUCUGUCACUGAUAAAUGAUACACAGCAGCCUGUUUGUCAGCGAUGGGGAAUAUACAACAGAGAAAGCUUUGCUAUUUUAUCCUGGUCUCUCUAUGUUUGACCUGUACUCCACCUGCUGCAGAUGGUCAGAUCAGACUGGCUGGGUCUACUCGCUGUGCUGGGAGAGUUGAAAUCUAUUACAACAACAUCUGGGGAACAGUCUGUGAUGACGACUGGGACUUAACUGAUGCUAAGGUGGUGUGCAGACAGAUGCAAUGUGGUACGGCACUGAGUGCCUUUAACUCGGCCCACUUUGGUGCAGGAACUGGUCAAAUCUGGCUUGAUGAUGUGGGCUGUUCAGGAAAUGAAAGGUCUCUAACUGAGUGUCAACACAGGGGAUUUGGGACACACAACUGUGGACAUGGUGAGGACGCUGCUGUGGUGUGUUCAGGUGUGCCAAUCAGAUUGUCUGGGUCUACCUUGUGCUCUGGAAGAGUUGAAGUCUAUUACAACAAUGUCUGGGGAACAGUCUGUGAUGACGAUUGGGGCUUAAAAGAUGCUGGUGUGGUGUGCAGAGAGCUGGGCUGUGGUGCGGCACUGAGUGCCCCUGACUCAGCUCACUUUGGUGAAGGAACCGGACAGAUCUGGCUUGAUGAUGUGGGCUGUUCAGGAAGUGAAAGGUCUAUAACUGAGUGUCAGCACAAUGGAUUUGGGAAACAUAACUGUGGACACGGUGAGGAUGCUGGUGUGGUCUGCUCAGCAAUCCUCCCAAAGCCCAGAAUCUCAAUGAAUCCUGCUGGGGAGGUUACCUGGGGUCAGAAUGUCGGCAUCACUUGUUUGGUCUCAACUCAAACUCAACAGCUUUUGAGUGCAACAUUCACUUUGAGAAAGACUUCAGGUUCAUUCAGAAAGACCCAAAGUUCGAGUUCCAACUCUGCUAUGUUUAAAAUACCUAAAGUCAACUUUAAUGACGAAGGAUCGUACCAGUGUCAGUAUCGGACGACAGUUUCGAGUCAAGACUUCAGCUCCCCCUUAAGUGACUCCAUCAGACUUUCUGUUACUGGUAAGGAAAUUAAUCUAUUCCCUGAACUUGAUAUUUCAUUCACGUUUUGAAAGAAGUACUUCAACAUCUUGGGAAAUAAACUUAUUCGCUUUCUUGUUGAGAGUUAAAUGAGUAGAGUGAUUCUACUCUACCAAUGAGUGGUGUCACUCCUCUCAUUAAUUCAACUGCCAGAACAAAUGUUGGCACCAUACAUUUCUGAAACCACAAAUACGAUACAUUUCUACCUUAUUAUGUAGCGGAUAUUGUGAAACAUUACAUUACGUUUCAACACUGUGGUUAACGUGUGGUUUAGGCUAAAAAAAACACCUCAUUUUGGUUAUCAAAGUUCCUGUUUUGGCUUAAAACAACCAAUUUUGGGGGCACAGUCCAUAGACUGUAAAAAUAAUGGACAUAGCAUCCGUGAUGUCACCCAUUGGAGACCUCGAGGUUGGCAUUUUGGCCGUCACCAUCUUCGAUUUCUACAACCAGACAUGCAACUUUUAGGAUGAAAGGGUGGAGUUGUGGAGAAGCGAGGGGGAGCCAGAGGACACACACGCCCGCCUAUAUCGGCGAUCUGACUGAACACUGCACCCAGCUUUGCCGUGCUAAAUUGCCGCUAACAAAGUUAGCUUCCGUAAUUCAAGGUAAACUUUAGAGGUAAGUAUUAAAGUCAUCCUAGUGACGUUAGCUAAUUGCAUACUUGCCCAAUAGUGUAUUUUCAGAUAACUGUGUGGAGCUCAUCUAACAAGAGAGUUGUUUCUUUUAUUUUUCUCAGUAGCCCACAAUAUGACACAUCACUUACUAUGGUAAUGGUAACUGGCUGCAUUUAUGGGACUCACAUCCCCAUCAUAGCUCCAUCUGAGAAUAAAGGAGAUUACGUGAAAAGGAAGUCAUUUCACAGUAAUUCAACAGUUCAGUUAACCUCAGCCUAAUAUUGCAAGAAUGAAGUCAGUAUAAGCAAAGUUUCUUAGCAGUACAAUAUUUUUGUGUUUUAUAUUGAGUUGCUGCCAAGUGCGUUUGGACCCCACCAAAUUACAGCUGAAUAAGAGGAUAUAGCACAUUAUAUCAAAAUAUAUGAACAUCAUUAACAUGUUAAAAUGUUAAUAUAUUUUCUGUAUAUUAGACAAACAUUAAGGCAUCACAUUACAUAACAUCACUUCACAUUACCUAUCAAUAUGCUUUGCAAUCUGUUCCCAUGCCACCUCAUGCUAUUUAGCUGCAGCUGAUGUAAUAGAUUUUUUUUUUUUUUUUUUUUUUUUUUAGAAGACACAUACCCGGUCAUUAAAAUCUACGAUUCAGUUGGGAUGAAUUAAGUGGAUCAGCGUUUAACUCUGCUUUCUGCCAAUCAUGUCAUCUGCAAUCCAUUGAUGACAGCUUUUGGUGCUAUCUGUGAACAUGCUUCCCUCAGGCUGAACAUACUCAAGACUUGAUUGAGUUAAUUCUGAUCAGCUGUUCUGGAACCAAAAACUCUGAGUUUCCCAGCUCAGUCUCAAUCAACUCUGAGAUCGAGAUUAGGCUCAGAGUUUGCUGAGCCUGCUUUCUGAAAUUGGGCCCUGGGCUAUCUGUGAAAGAUGCAGUUUAUUUCACCACAAUGGUAAAUUAUACAGUUCAGCUGAAUCCAUUAAAGCCCAACUUCAGCAACAGUGAAAUGUUCAUGCCCAACAGUUAGCUCAGAGUUGAUAUAGUUUAUUGUUUUGAAUUAUUAUAUCAGUGUGCUGUUCCAAGAACAUCACUUCAUAGAGAGAGGAUGUUACUGGGACAAACCAAGAAUCUGUCAACAUGAAAAGGCGUCAGAACAGGGUGAAUAAUGGGUCCUGGACAUUUUGCACCUUACCUCUAUUAAGUUGGGACUGUGGCAGUGGCUUCUCCACUGACUGUUGCAUUAUCCUCACUUUAAUUGUAAAGGGAGCUUUCAUCUCUCUACCCAUACCAGGAUUUGGACUUUCCUGAGUGAACAGUCUGCUGCACCAAGCCCUGUAAAGUAUUAUUUUUAUAUUGUUGUUUCUAAUGUCAACUAUUUCUACUGUCAUUUAUCCUUGUUAUUAAACUUGCAGUAUGUUGCACUGGAAAUUCAA
Epinephelus lanceolatus (giant grouper) is the source of this 3123-nucleotide messenger RNA. NCBI's taxonomy places the organism in Eukaryota, Metazoa, Chordata, Actinopteri, Perciformes, Serranidae. The record is from RefSeq and is a predicted model, not a curated record.